AUGCGUUUCAGCACCUCCGCAAUCGCCCUUUUGGCUGUCGGCCUCACCUCUGCGUCCCCAGUCUCUCCAACUGCCAACGAACCUCGUCAGCUCGGUUGCGUGGCCGCGUUACUUCCGCUCGUGCUGUCCUGCGGUUCUAGCCUUGGAACUUGCCCAAGCGCCCUUGUCGAUCAGAUUUGUGACUGCAAGUCUGUGCUGUUGGGGCAGCUCGGUCAGGGGCAGAUUGAUGCCUACCUCAAUGCUUUGGGGAACCUCUGCCCCUAG
This is a messenger RNA of Plenodomus lingam JN3, 264 nucleotides long. RefSeq lists its product as uncharacterized. The record is from RefSeq and is a predicted model, not a curated record. Lineage: Eukaryota; Fungi; Ascomycota; Dothideomycetes; Pleosporales; Leptosphaeriaceae.